This is a messenger RNA of Bacidia gigantensis, 426 nucleotides long. RefSeq lists its product as uncharacterized. The transcript is spliced from 3 exons. The record is from RefSeq and is a predicted model, not a curated record. Bases 1 to 426 code for a protein of 141 amino acids. NCBI's taxonomy places the organism in Eukaryota, Fungi, Ascomycota, Lecanoromycetes, Lecanorales, Ramalinaceae.
AUGUCGUCUCCCAGACAGAUUGAAGACGAAGAAUUCUGGAUCCCACACAACCCUGUUCAAAACGGAUGGGAAAUCGAGCCCUACAGUGCGGCAUUGGUGAAAGACACACCAGAGCUUGGCGGAUGCAUGCCUGGAGAGAACCCCUCGACUGACCAAGAUCAGCUUUACAAACCCGAUGACCAGGUGUUCGAGAAACGUGAACGCAAGGAUGGCCAAAAGGUUCGGAACGAGGAGGACCAUACUCGUUACUAUACAUGUUGCGCAGAGAGAGACGCCAAUGGAAAAUUGAUCUAUAAACUCAAGGACAAACCAAAGAACAAAGGGGGUAAGACAAUAAAAUUGGCGAGGCAGAAGGAACUUCGGAAAUUCAAAAAGCAGAUUGAAUACCAGGAGGAGACGGGGGAGACGAAUGACAAUGGGGAGUGA